GGUCGGUAGCACGUGCCUUGGGUGAAACGGCAUCUGAUUCUACUUUCUCACACGGUUCCCCUCCUGAUUAUUCUAAGAAAACAUUUCGUCGGCCCUCCGUCCCUUCUCCCACCGCCUCCCGGUAGUAUUUAGGGAGAUUCAGUUCUCAACGUCUCUACCGGUCUUUGGUUAACUCCUUCUUCAACUAACUCUCUCUCUCUCUCGCUCGCUCGCUGCGGAAUCUGAUCCGAUCUGAUCGGAGAGGCCAUGCAACAAUCGGACUCAAUGUCGGUCAGGACAGUGAAAGUAAGCAAUGUCUCCUUAGGUGCAACUGAGCAAGAUAUCAGAGAGUUCUUUUCUUUCUCUGGUGAAAUUGAAUAUGUCGAAAUGCAAAGUGAAAGUGAGCGAUCGCAAUUUGCAUUUGUCACCUUCAAGGAUUCACAGAGUGCUGAGACUGCACUUCUUCUUUCGGGUGCUACAAUAGUUGAUCUCUCUGUUACCAUUACACCUGCUCCUGACUAUCAACUGCCACCUACGGCAUUGUCUGCACCAGCGGCAAAGGACAGCAACUUCGUCGGUGGUGCUGAAUCUGCAGUUCAAAAGGCAGAAGAUGUUGUUAGUAGCAUGCUUGCCAAGGGCUUCAUCCUCGGUAAGGAUGCUGUCAACAGAGCCAAGGCAUUUGAUGAGAAGCACCAGCUCACAUCGAACGCUACUGCCACGGUUGUUUCCCUGGACAAGAAAAUGGGGCUGAGCGAAAAGAUAAGCAUGGGCACGGCUGUUGUAAAUGAGAAAGUUAAAGAAGUCGAUCAAAAAUUUCAGGUCUCCGAGAAAACCAGGUCUGCCUUGGCUGCUGCUGAGGAGAAGGUCAGCAGCGCUGGUUCUGCCAUUAUGAAAAAUCGUUAUGUAUUUACUGGAGCUUCAUGGGUGACUGGUGCCUUCAAUAAGGUCGCCAAGGCUGCAGAGGAUGUGGGUUUGAAGGCCAAAGAGAAGGUCACAAAGGCAGAAGAGGAAAACCUGAGGGGGGAAGGUUAUGAACCAGUUCAUUCCUCCGAGUCUCCAAAAGCUGCAGACAGUGAACCUUCUAAGCCUCCAUCUGCACAAGGCUUAGUUAUUUGAUUGCCUACAACAUUGUAAAUAGUCUUGUAUCCAGCUGAAUUGUGUGACUUCUGUUUUAUUGAGUGAAUUUCAUCUGUCAGUGAUGCAUGUGCAGUGGUACCAUCUACUGCAUUCCAUAA
Messenger RNA from Nymphaea colorata (pocket water lily), 1214 nucleotides. Its product is annotated as binding partner of ACD11 1. NCBI's taxonomy places the organism in Eukaryota, Viridiplantae, Streptophyta, Magnoliopsida, Nymphaeales, Nymphaeaceae. The record is from RefSeq and is a predicted model, not a curated record. Gene Ontology annotation, molecular function: RNA binding. Bases 247 to 1095 code for a protein of 282 amino acids. The transcript has 5 exons.